GACGACGAUGGAAAAGGGUUUCUAGCCUUAGCCCUGCGAAUACUAUCACGAAGAGGGGUUGCUCAUGGGUGUUUUGCCGGGUUAUACACGCCCUGGACCUUCGGGCGUGACGUAGUAGCCAAACCAUUGUCAAAUUCGUUGACGAGGGAAAGGAUUGCUUUCAUCGAAUCGGAACUGGCGCUCCGUUCGAGAGGGAGACCCAAACUUCCAGAAAACCCAGGAUAUCAAAUUAGGCUAUCAUGAUGCGAUGCUGAUAUAUCUUCACCACCCUUCACAAGCAGGGAGAAGCCCACACACGCACGAUCAUCACUGAUUAUGGCAUUUGAAUUAAUGGGACUCCCAUAUAAACCGAAUCACACUCGCAUGAACGAUCGACUCCGCAGUGAAAGUUAUUUCAUAACGAUAUACUUAUUGGUUUCCCAACACAUAUAAAAAGACGAUGUUGGUUACUGAUAUCUGAUUUCGACCUAUCACUGUGGCCGGGUAGGUUAUAUGUGCCGCAGACGCGCGUUCUUCACCCCAGCGGCACAUGGAAUUUCGCAUCGUUCGCAUAAAGCUAUAAACACCAAAGCUUUAGCUACCUAGUAGCAUCGGAGAUAUUCUGCAGCUUCCGUUUGUCCUUAUAGGACUCCUCUCAUCAUGUCUUCAAAGGGAGAAGUACUCCAGGGUGCAUUGGAACUCACCAACACGCUACAACAGCAUGCUGAAGAACCGCUGACUGAGUCAGAGAGGGUGAGCGCGCUGAAGACGGCUAGGGGUCUUGUAGCAUCCCUCGAAAAAACAGAAGAUGCCGUGCUCAAGUUGGGUUAUACGCCUUUGGUAUGGAUGGUAAUUCGGAUUUUCGUUGAAUUGAAUAUAUUCUCGAUCCUAUCCGAGAAAGAUGAGAUAUCUGUGCGGGAAUUAGCUCAAAGGACGGGGGCCGAUGAGCUUCUGCUAAGACGUCUCUUCCGAGUGCUCACGGCCUCGAACUACGUUGCAGAAAAGGGUCCUGGCAUAUAUGGACCGACAAAAUGGACCGAACACCUAAGCAAGAGAACCACUGAAGGGACGGUUAGAUGGAUCUACGAUAUCCCCAUGCUAACGACAGCCCUUGCACCAUCCUGGUUCAAGCAGAAGGGCCACCAUAACCCACUCGACCCGAAGGACGGCGCCUUCCAUAACGCCUUCGACGCUAAGGGUAUCGAGAUUUUCCCGUGGCUGGCCAAACCAGAGAAUAAGCGUCAUUGGGAUGAUGCGAACACUUAUUUUGAGGGCGAUAGAGGAAGUCGCCCUUCGUGGGUUACCUGGUUCCCAGUUCGCGAGAAGCUUCUUUCUGGGGACAUCGACAGUGAAGCCCCACUCUUGGUGGAUGUUGGUGGAGGUAGAGGCCAUGAUAUUACUGAAUUCGAACAACAAUUUCCUGACGUAGCCGGAAGGUUGGUGCUUCAGGAUCAGCCGCCUGUCCUCGAUACUGCGACUUCGUUAUCAUCGCGAAUUGAGAAACACGGUUUGAAUUUCUUCGUUGAGGCGCCUGUCAAAGAUGCUCGGAUUUACUUCAUGAAGUUCAUCAUCCACGACUAUGACGAUGAGAAAUGCCUUCAGAUCCUAAAGAACGUUAAAGCUUCAAUGAAAAAGGGUCACUCUUAUUUAGUCAUCAAUGACUUCAUUCUCCCCGAAGUAGGCUGCGAGUUGCUUCCAGCCAUGUGGGAUUUGUUGAUGAUGACCGUUGUUGCUUCAAUGGAGAGAAGUGAAUCGCAGUGGAAGUCCCUACUCGAGGCAGCGGGGCUAGCCAUCGAGGGCUUCUAUCAGCCACCUGGAGAUGGACAGGGUAUCGUGGUCGCGACGUUGAAAUAAGUGGCUUGAGAAGAGCGGGCUAGGACUUAUACUUAUAAACUACUUCCUAAGUAGGACAAUAUUCACCAGCGCUUACAAGCCAUUCUUGGCAGGUCUAUGAUGGCCUCAUCAACAUGUUUUCCUAUCUAUUUAAAGGUUAAGUUGAAAUUGGCCAUCGACCCAACCCAUGGCAUGUUGGAGCACCAAAACAUCUCAGCCGCAUUUGCUAGUCCUUUAUAAGCUAGAAGAGUGGAUUUCUACCCAAGUUUUGGAGACGUCUAAUAAGCUUAUGUAGUAUCGCGAACUAGGGUUAUUGGAAUACCAAGAGAAUAGAAGACCCGCCUCAUUGGUCU
Messenger RNA from Hypoxylon trugodes, 2165 nucleotides. Its product is annotated as S-adenosyl-L-methionine-dependent methyltransferase. The transcript has 7 exons. Gene Ontology annotation, molecular function: O-methyltransferase activity. NCBI's taxonomy places the organism in Eukaryota, Fungi, Ascomycota, Sordariomycetes, Xylariales, Hypoxylaceae. The record is from RefSeq and is a predicted model, not a curated record. Bases 640 to 1833 code for a protein of 397 amino acids.